Molecule: messenger RNA, 1068 nt
Organism: Cyprinodon variegatus (sheepshead minnow)
Lineage: Eukaryota; Metazoa; Chordata; Actinopteri; Cyprinodontiformes; Cyprinodontidae
Product: vacuolar protein sorting-associated protein 26B-like
Exons: 5
Coding region: 118-1053 (311 amino acids)
Biological process (GO): retrograde transport, endosome to Golgi; intracellular protein transport
Cellular component (GO): endosome; retromer complex
Source: RefSeq, a predicted model, not a curated record
GUGGCGGAGUAACUCGGAAUGCUCUGUGGUCUGGAAGCGGCUCGCGCUGCACAUCCAGAAGCUGGACGCUCGCGCGCUGCUCGGCUCCAUCAGUGAGAAGCGGAACCGGAAGCAGCCAUGAGCUUCUUCGGGUUCGGUCAGACUGCGGACAUCGAUAUCAUCCUGAAUGACGCCGAGACGAGGAAGAAAGCGGAGCACAAGAGCGAAGACGGAAGGAAGGACAAAUAUUUCCUCUUCUACGACGGAGAGACGGUGGCCGGGAAGGUCAGCGUGACGCUGAAGUACCCGGGGAAGAGGCUGGAGCACAGCGGCAUCAGAGUGGAGUUUGUGGGUCAGAUAGAGCUGUACUAUGACAGAGGGAACCACCAUGAGUUCGUGUCGUUGGUGAAGGACUUGGCUCGGCCUGGAGAGCUCACACAGUCCCAGACGUUUGACUUCGAGUUCACGCAUGUGGAGAAACCGUACGAGUCGUACACGGGUCAGAACGUCAAACUACGGUACUUUCUGAGGGCGACGGUCGGCCGAAGGUUGACUGACAUCAGCAAAGAGCUGGACGUUGUGGUUCACACGCUGAGCACCUACCCAGACCUCAACUCCUCCAUCAAGAUGGAAGUGGGGAUCGAGGACUGCCUGCACAUUGAGUUUGAGUACAAUAAAUCCAAAUAUCACCUCAGAGAUGUGAUUGUUGGGAAGAUUUACUUCCUUCUGGUGAGGAUUAAGAUCAGACACAUGGAAAUCGACAUCAUCAAGCGGGAGACGACCGGAACGGGACCCAACGUUUACCAUGAGAAUGACACCAUCGCAAAGUAUGAGAUCAUGGACGGCGCUCCGGUCAGAGGAGAAUCCAUCCCCAUCCGGCUCUUCCUGGCGGGCUAUGAGCUCACCCCCUCCAUGAGAGACGUCAACAAGAAGUUCUCGGUGCGAUACUUCCUCAACCUGGUCCUCAUAGACGAGGAGGAGAGGCGCUAUUUCAAACAACAGGCAAGUAGACUGUCUGAGAACGAGGCCUUCAGGGACCGAGGGAUUUCUCAGUAUCUGCUGGAGGUAGUUUGAUUCAAACGUUACUGA